UCUCUGCAAUCGGUACUCGAUUGCUUUGCCCUGGAGCCCAGAGUGAAUCCAUUUCAGAAAGCUGAUGCAAGACUGGUCCACACUGCCGGCGUCUGUCACCCACGUCUCGCUGUAAGGAGUCAGCAGGUUUUCGGUCAGAAGGCCCAGCGUCAUGGCAGAUCAGCUGAGUGCAGAUGAGAAGUUCAACCUCGUCACAAGGAACCUUCAGGAGGUCCUUGGAGAGGAGAAGCUGAAGCAGGUUCUUCAGGAGAGGGAGCUGAAAGUUUACUGGGGUACAGCAACCACAGGCAAACCCCAUGUUGCUUACUUUGUCCCCAUGUCCAAGAUUGCAGACUUCCUCAAGGCGGGAUGUGAGGUCACUAUUCUGUUUGCAGACUUGCAUGCCUUCCUCGACAACAUGAAAGCCCCCUGGGAGCUGCUGGAGCUCCGGGUGAAGUACUACGAACAGGUCAUCAAGGCCAUGUUGGAGAGCAUUGGUGUGCCGCUGGAAAAACUCAAAUUUGUCAAAGGAACAGAUUACCAGCUCAGCAGAGAGUACACUCUUGAUGUUUAUCGCCUAUCCUCCAUGGUGACGGAACAUGAUGCAAAGAAGGCCGGAGCUGAGGUUGUCAAACAGGUGGACCAUCCUUUGCUGAGUGGACUGCUCUACCCUGGACUGCAGGCUCUGGAUGAGGAGUACCUGAAGGUGGAUGCCCAGUUUGGAGGCGUUGACCAGAGGAAGAUUUUCACCCUGGCAGAGAAGUACUUGCCCUCUCUUGGCUAUGCCAAACGUGCCCAUCUGAUGAACCCGAUGGUACCAGGACUGACCGGAGCCAAGAUGAGCUCUUCAGAAGAAGAGUCAAAGAUUGACCUACUAGACUCCAAAGAGGAUGUGAAGAAGAAGCUGAAGAAGGCUUUCUGUGAGCCAGGCAACAUCCAGAACAACGGAGUCCUCUCCUUUGUCAAAUAUGUCCUCUUCCCUCUGCGUGGAGAGUUCUGUGUCAAAAAAGACGCCAAGUGGGGUGGAGACAAAAUCUACACUGUUUUUGAAGAGGUGGAGAAAGACUUUGCUGAGGAGGUGGUUCAUCCAGGAGACCUGAAGGCCUCAGUGGAAGUUGCACUAAACCAACUGCUGGAGCCAAUCAGAAAGAAAUUUGAGUCGCCAGAGCUCCGCAAGCUGACCAACUCUGCCUACCCUGGCCCCUCAAAAACAAAAACAGGAGCAAAGGGUGCCAAAGGAGGAGGAGGGGGGGGUGACGAUGAGCUGGCCCCCUCCAGAUUGGACAUCAGAGUGGGCAAGAUUGUCAGUGUGGAGAAGCAUCCAGACGCUGAUUCACUGUAUCUAGAGAAGAUCGACGUGGGUGAGGCGGAACCAAGGACCGUGGUCAGCGGGCUGGUGGCCUAUAUUUCGCAGGAGGACCUGCAGGACAGAAUGGUUUUGUUGCUGUGCAAUCUGAAACCCCAGAAGAUGCGAGGGAUCGAGUCUCAAGCCAUGCUGCUGUGUGCCUCUAUCGAAGGGGAGCCCAGGAGGGUGGAGCCUCUAGACCCUCCAGAUGGUUCGUCGCCAGGGGAUCGGGUAUUUGUGGAAGGGUAUGAGGCGGGAAAAGCGGACGACCGACUCAACCCAAAGAAGAAGGUGUGGGAGAAACUACAGGUUGACCUGAUGAUCUCAGACGAGUGUGUUGCUCAGUGGACAGACAAGCAGCUGAUGACCAAACUGGGACAAAUCACAUGUAAGACACUGAAAGGAGGCAACAUUAGUUAGGUUCACCACUGGAGCCGCUCCUGUUGACCACCUUACAACAAGAAAACACUCAUCACCCAAUUGCGAUGGCAACAAGUCCAACUUCAUCUGCGCGUUUUCCUGGAGAAUGAUGAGAUAUGGAUGCCUCAGAUGGUUUCGGACGGGUUCAGACAAAUUCUGUUACCUUGCUUUGACUUUAUUAGGAAAAAAUAUCAACUUCCUGCUAAGCAUGAGUAUCUUCUGACUAAAAAAAUGUAACUUGUCAAUCUCUGAUUCGUUAGUUUCCCUUUUUUUUUUUAACUGGGAUUGGAUGUUAUUUGAAUGCACUUAAUGUAUAAAUGCAAGAGAAUGUUCCACAAAUGGGAGAAAUCAAGGAUCCAAGUUCCAGUAGUUCAUUCCUGGAAGUCUCUGUUAAGGAAUAUCAGGUGUUUAAAAAGGGACUUAAUGCUUCAGAACUUUUCCUCCGAAUAACUGCAAGGUUAUUUGACAUCAUGGUAAAUGUCAGCGCAGUGUAAGGCAAUCUGGUGAAACCUAACGAGGUUUUGUUGGUUUCAGACAUCAGAUGUGACGAAAAAGCUAUUUGCAUUGUAAUAAUAGGAUUAUUGCAUUGGGGGUAGUGUUGUACAUUAAAUCAAUAUUUGAAAAUUAACUGUCUAAAUCAAAUAAUGCAUAAUUUGAAUAUAAAAUAAAUGCUGAAUUCUGUGGUCUGCAGGA
This is a messenger RNA of Scophthalmus maximus (turbot), 2437 nucleotides long. RefSeq names its product tyrosine--tRNA ligase, cytoplasmic. Gene Ontology annotation, biological process: tyrosyl-tRNA aminoacylation. The record is from RefSeq and is a predicted model, not a curated record. NCBI's taxonomy places the organism in Eukaryota, Metazoa, Chordata, Actinopteri, Pleuronectiformes, Scophthalmidae. The transcript is spliced from 14 exons. Gene Ontology annotation, molecular function: tyrosine-tRNA ligase activity; ATP binding; tRNA binding. Bases 152 to 1744 code for a protein of 530 amino acids.